AUGAAACAUACUCAUGGUGGAGAGCAACAGGAACACGGCGCCGACACCGAGAACGCUAGAUACGAUGAAGAGCCGCAACGAGGACGGGGCCGGAGCAAGCUCUCGACGCCUCUACAGAUCCCCAAGAAUCGUAGUGCCGGUAACCUCGCCGUCGUGUCCGAGUCGCCGGUCCGAGAGGGCGAGUCCCUCGAGCGUUCGGACUCGAGGAUUCGAUUCUCCUUCGAUGCCGGAUCAAGUGUUGAUUAUGACUCUCUCACAAGGUCUUCCCUUAUGACGGAUCAUGACCAUGGCCUUGGCCCGUCCGGUCUGCGACGAAUUCGGCAGAAUCAUCCCGUACGCGCUCCAACCCUUCCCUCAUCUGCCGCCUCCUCUCGAAGUCCCUCAACUAGUCUCGCGAGGACGGCUUCCCUAGUAAUGAUGAUGUCGCCUACCAACCAAACCCCAAUGUCCGCCGGUCCCAGCUCUCCGAGUUUCACAGAGGACCUUUCUCGCUUCCCUUCUGAAUCUCUCCACUCGUUUUCGUUCGCCCACCAGUCUGAGGACUUUAUACAAAAUCGACAGAGUGUUUUGAAGCGGUCUAUAGAAUUCAUGAAAGACCGCAUGGGCUGGGCUGUUUCGCAUAAUGCUGCUAUAGCAAGUGCCCAAGCAAGAGUGACGGGUGAUGUUGAGACGCAAACCAUGCUUGAUCUUUUGGCCAAGGCACAGCUUUUGGGUGCCGGUAAUCUUCCACAUCAGGACAUUGAUUCGACCUUUGUGCCUGGUCCCCUAACUGGCCCAGCCGAUGUAUCCGGGCAGAAUGUAUUCGAAAAGGACUUCAUCCCAAGAACGCACAGCCCAGAGUCCUUCUCAACGCCCCUCGUCUCUCCCUCUGAUGCAAGGUCGCCACGUAUGGAAAGUCUGUCAGUUGUCAAAUCGACCGAGAGCAAUAUAUCCCCAAAAACAAAGUAUUUGGAGAUUGCCAAGGAACCGUCAGACUCGGAGAAUUCAUCGCGAACACCCACGAAUGAAAGCGCAACGACGGCAGGAACUUCACCUCCAAUCUCGACGAAGCCAAUUCUCAAGAGGACGUAUACCGACGUGGCACCCAUGUCCAUGCAACAAAAGCUCUUGGACGCUCUUUCGCAGCCCUACGUGGCUGGACAACAACCGUCAUACCCCGAUGUGUUGAUCUCGCCUACGAUACCACCACAUCGUGGUCCCUCGUCCCUAAGCAUUCCGGGUAGCCUAAGUUCGUCUGUCCAUGGUCAUACCACUCGAUGGGUUCCCGCAGCACAGGCCAUCUUUACAACAGAAUCCAAACCCCCGUGGACGAUUCUGGCAGCAAAUGACCUAGCAUGUCUUGUAUUCGGUGUCACUAAAGCCGAAGUCCGGAAGAUGGGCAUAUUGGAAGUUGUACAGGAAGAACGGCGGGCAUGGCUGGAGAGCAAACUGAAGGGCAUUGAUACAGAUGAGCUUGUUCAGGUACCAACUCCGAAGAAAGCAGCCAAACCACCACCAGUUUCGAGUGGCUCGGCUCUGCUAGGUGGGCGAGGCGGGAUAACAGCUCAAUUGCUGAGCAAGCCGAAUUCUCGAGCACAACCACCCAAGGCACCUCCGCUACGUGCGCAGACUGUUCACAGCGGAGAUGUGACUCCUUCGAAGCCGCGAGCUUUGGCGAACCACAAUAGCACAAAAUCUAGAGGAGUUCUGCUUUGUGGCGAUGUGGUUCCGAUACAAAAGCGUAAUGGCGCAACGGGUGCAGCAAGCUUAUGGGUCAAGGAGAAGCGGAUAGGGCUCAUUUGGGUUCUCGAGGAAAUUCAUGAAGACGUGGCGUUUAUCAAGCUCGACGAAGAGGGCAUUGUGACCAAGAUCUCGGGCGAAACGGCACCGAUAUGGGGGGACAACUUGAUUCAACCCGGUAUCGAUAUCGGAAAGCUGAUUACGCGGAUCCCUCGUCAAGGUAUUGAUCCUAGAGAAGGCGCUAUUGACUAUGCACAGAUUGCGAGGCGCAAGUACUUCACCUGCCGCAACAGUAACAAAACAAACAUACCAGCUACUGUCGUACAGACUAGAGGCGAGACGGAGCUACGGGUGUCGAGCUUCCCCCACAUUGCUGGCAUUGUUGUUGUGGAAACGGGCUCGCUGCAUAUCAAGAGCUCGAACUCAGUCUUCUGCGGGGCUUUAUUUGGGCACGAGAAGCCCGAUGGUCUUCACAUUAACAAUCUUAUUCCCGACUUUGACAAGAUUAUCAACACGCUGAAAGAGCAAGAAGGCGUCCAGUUCCAAGACGGCAUCGUCAUCCCAGAGCACAACUUCAGAAAGGCAGCAGCAUUCUACGCGGUUCGUGCAGGCAGACCAGACGCUCCGACCAACUUUCUAAACCCCGAAGGCCUACCUGCUAAACACAGGGACGGCACAGAGCUGAAGAUCGACGUCCAGAUGCGCGUCGUCAAGAGUGAAAAGAGAGCCAAGAGUGAAUCUGGCGGAAGUGACGACGAAAUGUCUUCGUCCGAGGAGGCCAUCACAUUCAGCGAACCGGAGCUGGUCUUUGCACUGUGGAUCACAUACUCGAGACAUCUACACGCACCGAGACUUCCUUCCAUUGCCACCAACGAUUCACUGCUCUCCACGGCAGAAACACCAUUACAUCAACCAUCCCCGGGUCAGACUCCCGCACGCUCGCCGCCUCGCGAGGUCAGUUCUGAUAAUGACGAGGAAGAGGACGACAAAGACGGCCUUGACCAAGAGCGCCAAGGCAAUGAGAAGGAGUCGAGAAAAGUAUCUACCGCUUCAGCUCUGACGACGCAACUAAAGAAUAUGGCAAUCAACGCCACGGCAAAAAUAACCGGAGGGGCAAAGACCGAUGAGAAGACUGCCAAAUCAGCUCAAGCCGUACCCAAAGUUGUUGAACCUCACACCGGCAAAAAGACAAUUGAUGAUUUUGUCAUCUUGGAGGAUAUGGGACAAGGCGCCUAUGGUCAAGUCAAGCUUGCUAGAUACAAGCAAAACGGUGGUAGAAAGGUCGUCUUGAAGUACGUCACAAAGAAGCGGAUUCUGGUGGACACGUGGACCCGAGACCGAAAGUUGGGCACAAUCCCCCUAGAGAUUCAUGUGCUCAACUAUCUACGAAAGGAUGAGCUCAGACAUCCAAACAUUGUUGAGAUGGAAGACUUCUUUGAAGAUGAGACCAAUUACUACAUUGAAAUGGCUCCUCAUGGUUUGCCUGGCAUGGAUUUGUUCGACUACAUCGAGCUACGAGCCAAUAUGGAGGAACGAGAAUGCCGGAGCAUAUUUGUCCAAGUCGCGCAGGCUGUUCACCACCUUCACACCAAGGCGAAUGUAGUUCACCGGGACAUCAAAGACGAGAAUGUCAUCCUAGACGGGGAGGGGCAUAUCAAGUUGAUUGAUUUCGGAAGUGCAGCAUACAUCAAGAGCGGGCCAUUUGAUGUAUUUGUUGGCACAAUUGAUUACGCGGCCCCCGAGGUCCUUGCAGGAAAUCCCUAUGGCGGCAAAGAACAAGACGUAUGGGCUCUGGGAAUUCUGCUCUACACCAUCAUCUACAAGGAGAACCCCUUCUACAGCAUUGACGAAAUUAUGGAUCGAGAUUUGCGGGUACCUUAUACGAUCAGCGACGAGAGUAUCGACCUCGUCCGCUGUAUGCUCAACCGAAACGUGUCUCAAAGAUACACGAUCGACCAGGUCAUCAACCAUCCUUGGUGUCAGAUGGAGCUUUAG
Molecule: messenger RNA, 3714 nt
Organism: Pestalotiopsis fici W106-1
Lineage: Eukaryota; Fungi; Ascomycota; Sordariomycetes; Amphisphaeriales; Sporocadaceae
Exons: 4
Coding region: 1-3714 (1237 amino acids)
Biological process (GO): intracellular signal transduction; protein phosphorylation; negative regulation of glycogen biosynthetic process
Cellular component (GO): cytoplasm; nucleus; cytosol
Molecular function (GO): protein serine/threonine kinase activity; ATP binding
Source: RefSeq, a predicted model, not a curated record